AUUUUUUAUCUUGCAUUUCUCCACAUUACUUUUAAUAACUUGUGCAAUGCUAUUUCUUGGGUUUUCAACUACAUACCACAUGCAACGAUAAUUAUUACUAAGUUCUUAUAUAUAGACAACGCUUGGUAUUUAUUGUGUAAGGCAAUUGAGAAAAGUGUGGGUGCCUUCUUUCUAUCAUAUACGAAGCAACAAGUUUGAUUGCAAGUUAUUUACGUCAAAAGUGGCAUGGCAUAAAUGCCAUUAUCAUAUAUAAACUGGUGGAGUAUACUCGUACAAAAUUCGAAACAAAUCCAUUAAAAUUGUUGUUGCAUUGUUAUGCAAGCGGCCGGACGCUUUCUUAUAAAUAGGAAAUUAAAAGCGGUGCUGGAGCAAAGAACUGAGUCCAUGGAGCUGCAUUAAACAAAAAAAAAAAAACAAGAAGUAGAAGAACAACAAAGAGUGUCACAUGCCGGCAACCAAAGUAAGAGCAACAACAAAAUUCAAAUCGCUAAAAAUAAAUUAAAAAAUGUUUAGUCGUAUUUUAAUAAACAUUAAGCAUCGAUCAAAUGCAACAUUACGCUCAUGGUCUUACCAAUGCGAGUCGAUAGUGGCUCAACGCUCACGUCGAAUCCAACAACUUUUUACCUUCUACCAUCGCGUUUAUGGUUCAAACGGUCUGCAGCGAUUACUACGAUCUUAUCACAAGCAAUUUGAACCGCCUUUAAGAGGUAUAAUGCUAAGCGCUGUCGGAGCUGUUGGUUUAAAUAUCAGUACAGCUAUUGAAGCGGCCGGAUUCAAUUGGGACAGAGAGCGCUUGAGCCUAAAAAAUUUUGACCUUUGCCGAAGAGAUCUUGAAUUUUUAAAUGAGUUGCCAAAAAAUGAACUAUGUUCUCUUUGCAAGGAUAAGCACAUGAAAUACUGUUAUUGUUCAGUAGGAAACAAAAAGUGUAAGUCUUCGAAAGAUGGGCAAGAGAGUAUGCGCAACUGUCGAGGACCACUAAGAUUAAAAAGAGAUACUGUGCCUAUAGGAAAUAAAUUAAUAGAAACAGUUAGUGAAAAUUUAUGGGAACCAUACUUUUGCAAAGAUGAGUUCUCUGUUUGGAGGCGUGAGGAAAAGUCAUCUAUGUACUCCUAUAAGGUAUACGCCCGCUUUGAUGAUAUUUCUGCCGAAGAUCUUCUACAUGUACAGACUGACUUAGAAUAUCGUCGAUUAUGGGAUGAAACCGCGAUCCAGUUGAAAAUGAUAGAAGAAGAUCCACGGCCUAAUACAAAUUCUCAUCUUAUAUACUGGGAAAUGCAAUGGCCGAAGCUUUUCUCCAAUCGCGAUUACGUCUACUGUCGUCGUUUUGUGAAAGACGAAAACCUCAAUGUUAUGAUGGUGUGUAGUCGUGGUACGGAACAUCCCAAAUAUCCCUUAUAUUCAAACAAAGUGAGGGUUAACGAUUAUUGGAGUUUGAUGGUUAUAAAACCCUAUCAAACUUUUAAUGAACCGGGAGUCCACUACAUACUUACAUAUUUCGAUGAUCCAGGUCUACCAAUCCCACAAAAUAUUAAAUCAUGGGUAACACAAAAACAAAUGCCUGAAUUUCUACGUAAGAUGUAUGUCGCAACAAAGCAGUACUCAUAUAAACGGACACUCGAAAUGCAACACAUUUUUAGUAUAUCAAACUUUCAUUUACAAAGUAGCGAAUACUUGGCGAACGAAUCCAGAACGAGCUGGUUUAGAAAAAUAUUGCGUACCCGUGAACCAGGAAAGGAAAAAUAAGGCUAUCAUUUUACAAUAGUGCUUUUUGUUAAGAAGAAAGAAAAAUAAUGUUUAUUUUUUUAAACGGGUAGUGAUAACGCUGGUCAAAUCGAAUCGGUUUAUAUAUCAAUUAUUACAAAAAUCCAGUGAAAGAAACUAGAUUAACUGUUAUCGAUUGAAAAGUUUCGCUAUUUAUUAAGGGGAGUUCGAUAAACAAAAGGAUUUCACGUGAUUCAUAUUCAAACAAUUAUAAUGUAAAAGUAUAUUUAAAAUUUUAAAUUAAAAAACGCAAAAUAUUGGUGCAAUAAAAGCAUUUUAGUUGUACAGUAUAUAUGAAAUUCUAUUUCGUUUAAGUUUAACAUAUAUUUCACCUGAAGAUCUGAACAAUAUAAUGUCGACGAAUUUCAAAUAAAUAAUGGUCUGAAAUCCUACUAUUUCGUUGAUACAUAUAACCAUCGGUUCAGAAAAUGCAUUAAAAUAAACAUUGGAAAAUAUUUCAUAUAUAAAUCGAUACAAUUAGUAAAAAUGAUUAUUAUAAUUAGAAUAAUAAUAGGAAUAUAUGUAUAUACAAUACAUAUGUAAAUUCAUGUGUUAUUAGAAAUUUAUAAAACAAAGAACACCUCUAAUACAAAUUACAAUAAACAAACAAAAUGCAUUUAUGAA
This is a messenger RNA of Zeugodacus cucurbitae (melon fly), 2386 nucleotides long. Its product is annotated as stAR-related lipid transfer protein 7, mitochondrial. The record is from RefSeq and is a predicted model, not a curated record. Gene Ontology annotation, molecular function: lipid binding. The transcript has a single exon. Bases 506 to 1744 code for a protein of 412 amino acids. Lineage: Eukaryota; Metazoa; Arthropoda; Insecta; Diptera; Tephritidae.